UGUGUGUGGAAACAGGCACCUGUUGUCGCAGGCAAACACAUGGACCAAACCUGAGAGCAGUGAGGAUCGCAGUAGUUGUGUCAUGCUACCCCCUUGUGGCUGCGUUAGGAAGUUGCAUGACUGUGACGUCAAGAGAGAAGAUAAAACAAGUCACGGAAACGUUUUGCUGCACACACUCCUGAUUGAUCGACACAACUGCGGCACCGUGUGAAAACAUCCGCCAAGAUGUGUUGCUCAAGUUUUCUCAAAAUGAUGAUGUUCAUCUUCAAUGGUGCCAUCUUUGUAGCAGGUGCUGCCGUCCUUGGAGUGGGCAUUUGGGUAAAGGUGGACAGCAACUCCUUCAUGGGACUCGUGGAUGGCGUGGAGGAACUUCCGUCGGAGAUUACCCAGGUGGCCAACGUGGGCUACCUACUGAUCGGCGUGGGUUCCGUGCUGGCGGUUAUCGGCUUCCUGGGUUGCUGCGGUGCCGUCAAGGAGAGCAAGUGCAUGCUGCUGACGUUCUUCAGUAUCGUGCUGAUCAUUUUCCUCAUUGAGGUCGCCGCUGCGGUGGUGGUGCUUGUUUUCAAGGACUUUGCAGAAGAUCUCUUUAACAGUCUCGAAACUGAAAUCCACAAGAGCCUCGUUACCAACUACGGAGAAGACGAGACCUUGACGUCACUGUGGAAUUCCACUAUGGCGGGGUUCCAGUGCUGUGGAUACAAGAACUACACGGAUUUCGACGGCUCCCCCUUCCAAGACAUGAAUGGAAACUUUUACCCACCACAGUGUUGCAACGGGACGUCAAUCGGCGAAGCGUGCAGCCAGUUGUCGGCGCAAAUCGCCGCAAACCUGCAGUUGGUGGAUGGCUGCCUCAACAAGCUGCUGCAGUUCAUUGAGGCAAACACGCCCAUCGUUGCAGGCGUGGCUCUCGGAAUCGCCGCUCUUGAGAUUGCUGCCAUGGUGGUUUCAAUGGUUCUCUACAAGGAUAUUGGCAAUAAAUGAUGAUCACUUUUUAUUUGAUGAAAACAGAUGAUAAUUAUUUAGCUUGUGUGUUGUUUCCAAUUAGUAAAGCUGGUUAGGCCAAAACUGACAAAAAAAAGCUAGCCUGUCCUUUCGGUUUGUGAGUGUCGGUGAUUGACAGGGAUUUAUUUGUGUUUCAAUGGCUGUCAGGAACUGCCAUUGUGCACAUGGAUUCAUUGAUCCUGUAAUAUUAAAAUAAUCAAAAACAAACAAAAAAAAUGCCAUACAUUGCCAAUGUGCUAAAUGUAUUUUUUUAUAUUUAAUCACUUUAAGAAAUAAAAGAGAACUUUCUUUUUCAGUUUGCACAUCGACUACGUUGACAUGUUGUCAGUAUUGUAAGGACAGAAUUUGGGUUUCUGAAAGUUUCGGAAUAACCCAUUCAAAUGCCUCAACGGACAGAAUCUCCUGAAUAAAACGGCGACGCACUUGAAACAUUUGAAGAUGCACAGCAUGAAAUGACAACAAUACUCGCAUAUUGUUCUUUUUUUCUACCUUGUUACAUUGUUGAUAAUUAUUUUGAGCAAUCUUUAAUGUGCUCAUUAAUCGUCAUGAAUUAUCAUUACUACACGCCUACAAUAUGUAAAAUCGUUAAAGCACUUUAAAACAUGUA
Syngnathus acus (greater pipefish) is the source of this 1609-nucleotide messenger RNA. Its product is annotated as tetraspanin-1-like. The transcript has 9 exons. The record is from RefSeq and is a predicted model, not a curated record. NCBI's taxonomy places the organism in Eukaryota, Metazoa, Chordata, Actinopteri, Syngnathiformes, Syngnathidae. Gene Ontology annotation, cellular component: membrane. The coding region runs from base 226 to 981 and encodes 251 amino acids.